Ostrinia nubilalis (European corn borer) is the source of this 1255-nucleotide messenger RNA. It is a transcript of the gene Rtc1, whose product is annotated as probable RNA 3'-terminal phosphate cyclase-like protein. The record is from RefSeq and is a predicted model, not a curated record. Lineage: Eukaryota; Metazoa; Arthropoda; Insecta; Lepidoptera; Crambidae. Gene Ontology annotation, molecular function: RNA endonuclease activity. Gene Ontology annotation, cellular component: nucleolus. Gene Ontology annotation, biological process: ribosome biogenesis; endonucleolytic cleavage of tricistronic rRNA transcript (SSU-rRNA, 5.8S rRNA, LSU-rRNA). The transcript is spliced from 6 exons. The coding region runs from base 87 to 1238 and encodes 383 amino acids.
AGCUGUCACUUUGACAUUUCAGUGUGUUUAUUUUCAUUUUGGAGAUGGUGUUUUUUGGUUAUUUUCACUUCUAAAAAUUAAACAAAAUGCCAGCAGUUCUGGAGAACGAUGUUCUCACCUACAAAGGCAGUAACUUCUUCCGGCAACGCUUACUUCUGGCGACUUUGAGUGGGCGUGCGGUUAAAAUUGACGAAAUACGGAGUACCCACGACGAUCCUGGCCUCAAGGAGUAUGAAGUGAAUUUGAUCCGGUUGCUGGAUAAGGUUACGAACGGGACUCGGGUGGAGCUCAGUGAGACCGGCACGUCCUUGUAUUUCCAGCCGGGAAUUCUGAUCGGUGGUCAAGUUACACACACUUGCUGCCCUCAACGGGGUAUAGGAUAUUACUUAGAAAUCUUGCUGGCUCUCGGCCCGUUUUGCAAGGAGCCCCUCAAUGCAGUCCUUCAAGGCGUGACCCACAGCAACUUGGAUGUAUCGGUGGACAAGAUUAAAGCAGCAGCGCUGCCCAUAUUGUUGAAAUUCAUAUUGGUGGAUGAUGGGUUGGAACUUAAAGUUGUCAGAAGAGGAGCCCCUCCUCUUGGAGGUGGUGAAGUAGUCUUCAAGUGUCCUGUACGGCGACACCUCAGGCCGCUGCAAUGGACCAAAUGGGGGCUUGUGAAGAGGAUCCGCGGAGUAGUUUACGCGCUACGAGUUUCACCUACCAUGGCCAAUAGGGUGGUCGAUUCAGCUAAAGGGGUGAUGCUCAAGUUUCUGCCUGAUGUGUACAUCAACACGGACCAGUGCCGCGGUUCAAAUGCCGGCAAGAGCCCCGGGUUUGGAGUCAGUCUGGUCGCCGAGACCAAUGAGAAGACCUACUACUGUGCUGAAACUAAAUCCCUAGAGCCCGGCAGCGGCGAGACGUCCCUCCCUGAAGACAUAGGACGGGAGUGCGCCAAAAGGUUGCUGGAUGAAGUGUACCGCGGCGGCGCCGUCGACUCCGCCUUCCAGUGGCUAUUGGCACUGUGGAUGGCACUCGGACAGAAAGACGUCAGCGAGUGCAUUGUCGGCCCGUUAUCAGACUACACGAUAACCUUCCUGCAGCAUUUAAAAGAGUUCUUCGGCGUGAUGUUCAAGCUGGAAGUGCAGAGGUCAGACGCCGACGAGUCGUCCGACGACGAAGACGGCGUCGCAACCGCUCAUAAGAUCAAGAUGACCUGCGUGGGGAUAGGAUACGUUAAUAUUAGCAAGCGGACGCUGUGAAUAUACUUUAAAGAAAA